CUCACAGACGGGAUUUUGUGUUUCAUAAAAUGUUUUAUUGCUAACGUAUUAAUAAUAAUAAUAAUAAUACAGAUUCCAGGCGUUUAACGCGUAUUUUCUUGACUAGGAGUCGCGUUCCCUUUUAGGUCAAUGCUUUUACUCUGAAAAUAAAUGAGCCAAACCGGAAGUACACUUAAAAGCCCGACUUCCGUGUUCUUGUUGCCUUCACGCACAUCCGCCGCAUCAAAUCCAGUGGCAACAGCCUAUACUUGGCCCCCAGAUGGAGGAGGUCAAGAGGAGGGGCCAGGCUCUCCUCAACUCAGGCCAGGUCCAGGAUGUCCGGGCUGAGGUCCAGAAGCUGGCCGCCUUCUGCCUGCCUCUGUCCCAGAAGUACCAUCACAUCAAGGCGGAGACCAUGCUGAAGGAAAACGUGUCCGGUAGCAACAAAGCCGAGGUCUUGGAGUCGUUGGGCAGACUGGUGAAAGCUCUGAGCAUCCUGGAGAAGUACGGCUGCAACCUGACGAGCUCCACCAGGCCCAAGUACUGGCGCAGCGUCAAGCACAACAACCCGGUUUUCAAAACGACAGUGGACGCCAUGCAGGGCGGCCGGCGAGUCCUCUUCCUUUACGGCUACACCAACAUGCAGCUGGACGGACUCAGUUUCCCCGAAGAAGUCACCGAACCGGAUCAGGAAAAAGUGUCCAUGGUGACGCUGGAGGUUAUGACUUUACGUUCGGAGUUGGACAUGCUCAUUCAGGGGACACACCCUCACCAGGGACUCUUCAAAGACGUCGUCCCGUUUGUCGUCCGACAGGAUGCGAUGGCCGCCAAAGUGGACGGGAUCCCACCGAAAGGGGAGGGGCCUGCACGCAAGCCACCACCCGUGCUGCCUAAACCCAAACUAGGCCUCGGACACUCUCUGAAAAAAACAUGCUUGAGUCAGUGCCAUCUGUGUGGCGGCAGAACAGCUGUCCAUUGCCCCUCGUGUGACGGUCAAGCCUUUUGCGACGAGUGUGACGACCGCUUUCACCGCCACCCUGCCAGGACCAACCACAAGCGAGAGAGAGGACUGGAAGCCCCGCAGGACAUGUGUACCAUCUGCGGCAUGUCUCCCGUCCACGCUCAGUGCGCCACGUGUGUGCAGAGGUUGUGUGAGAAGUGCGACGGGCUCUUUCACUCGCACCCCGAGCGCAAAGGCCAUACCCGGACGGUGGUCACGCCCGCCCAGAAGACAAGCAGUGGGUCUUCAUCCGCGUGGACGUGCGUUCACUGCGCCACAGUCAACAAGCCGCCAGACGCCGUGUGCGUCACCUGCAAACGCGGGCCCGGGUCCCCCAACACAGAGUGGUGCUGCAAGAGCUGCACGGUCAUCAACCAAGGAAGCAGCAUCCUCUGCGAGGUGUGUGAGCGCCCCCGCCUGGCCCCUCGCCCGUCCAUCACCCCUGUGCCUGCAGGCCCGGCUCCUGCCUCCAGCAACGAAGCGCAGUGGACAUGUCAGGUCUGCACCUUCGUCAACGCCGUGUCCACGCCGACGUGUGAGAUGUGCAAGUCUACGGCGGACCCAGGCGGACAACCGUCGCCACCACUGAAGACCCCGCCCUCUGUAAAGCCCCAUCAAGUCCCACAUGGCUCGAAGCCCGUGCCGAAGCCCAGGUCGUCAUUGGCGCUGAAGAAGCAGGACCGCAUGCGGGAAGACGGACGCAAGCUCAUCUGCCAGAUCAAAGAGGCAGAGAAGCGAGGCAUCAGUCCCGAGGAAGUGUUCGCCGCGCUCCGCGCGUGCAAGGGCACCGGCGUCGACCUGUGCGACUGGCAGGAGUCAGAACUGCCGCACCUGCUGGACGAAAUCUGCGCCAUGGCCAACUCGGUCCACGCCAGCGGUCCCGACGGGGAGGGUGUCAGGCUGUCCCGAGCUGAGGCCAAGCUGGCCUGGCUGGCGACGGGCGGCGACAUCGAGUGGGCGGCGAGACAACUGCUGAGAGACCGACAAGUUAAGAUGAGGGAGCUUCAGUCCCUGGGCUUCAGGGACGUGUCGCAGUGCGAGGAGGCCAUGCGUCAGAGCGGCGGCGACUUGAAGGGCGCCCUGUCCAUACUGCAGCGCCCCCUCCUGGACCCCUUCCACCUGCACAUGUGGAGCGAGCAGCCCGAGCCGCCAAUCGACCCCAAAGACCCGGACAAAGAGAGGAUGUGCCGCCGUCUCCUGGCGCUGUACGACCUGCCCAGCUGGGGGCGCUGCGAGCUCACCCUGUCGCUGCUGCAGGAGCCCGACGUGUCGUACACCCUGGAGGACGUGGUGGAAGCCGUGAAGGAGUCGCACGACCGCGACUUCAUCAGGCGCGUCCUCAACAACGAGUGUCCGUGCUGCCUCAGCGUCUUCCCGCACAGCAAGAUGCGCUCGCUGACCUCGUGCCAGUGCGCCGUGUGCCAGGAGUGCUUCACGCAGCACUUCACCAUCACCGUGCGGGACAAACACAUCCGGGACAUGGUGUGUCCCAUCUGCCGCGAGCCGGACAUCAACGACCCCGAGCAGCUGGACAGCUACUUCUCCACGCUGGACAUCCAGCUGAGGGAAUGUCUGACGGCUGACGUCUACGACCUCUUCCACAAAAAACUGACGGAGCACGCUCUGAUGAAGGACCCCAAGUUCCUGUGGUGCUGCCAUUGCACGUCGGGCUUCAUCAAUGAAGGCGAGCAGCUGAAAGUCACAUGUCUGUCCUGCUGCAAGAGUUUCUGCGCUCAGUGCAAGAAACCAUGGGAGCCUCAGCACCAGGAUCUGACCUGCGGGCAGUUCCAGCAGUGGAAGAGGGACAAUGACCCGGAGUACCAGAAGCAGGGCCUGGCUGGCUACCUGAGAGACAACGGCAUCACCUGUCCUCACUGUCGCUUCCAGUACGCGCUGACAAAAGGCGGCUGCAUGCACUUCACCUGCUUCCAGUGCAGGUACCAGUUCUGCAGCGGCUGCAACAACCCCUACUACAAGAUGUGCUGCAGGACAGAGGAGUGCAGCUACACGGGCCUUCACGCCCACCAUCCUCGCGACUGCCUCUUCUACAUGCGGGACUGGGAGUCGGCCAGACUGCAAGCUCUGCUGCAAAGGAGUGGCGUGGACUUCAACACGGAGCCUUCCGAUGCACAGCAGACAGAUGCGUGCGGCGUGAUGGAGCAGAAAGACGAAGGAGGUCAGCAGAUCGAUUCCCCGUGUGGCGGCCAAUCUCAGCCUGGCCAGGCCGGACUCUGCGAGAAGCACUACAGAGAAUACCUGGUGAGUCUGAUUAACGCCCACUCCAUUGACCCCGCCCCUCUGUAUGACAACCACGACCUGGUCCGGGCCUGCGAGAGGUACCAGGUGGACAAGCAGCGGGGAGAGGGCGAGGACGACGCCGCUUACCACGCUCGUCUGCUGAAGAAACUGAUGGAAGUUCCCCUCGGUGAAAAGGUUCCCCGAAACAAAUAAAAGAGCAGAAUAUCUCCUACUGACACCAGGGGUGUCCAAACUUUUCCCACUGAGGUCGGCACGCUGAAAAAUCAAAGCAGGCGGGGGCCGUUUUGAUAUUUCUCAUUUUCAAAUACAAUAUUUUUUCAACCUUUUAGAGCUUCCCUCAAGUUUGGUCUCAGUCAUAAAAAUGUUUUUAAAAAGUCAUAUAUUUGUAUUUUUUAUUAGAUGCCUAAAUCUCUACAUCAAAUUAAGAUCUGUGUCGAUAGAAAGUACAUUUUUGAAGUUUUACUACCUUUUUGCCAGUACCCUGUUUUUGUGGCAGUAACACAAAAUAUUCAAUACUUUCCCCCAAAAGUGGAAUAUUUGAUGUGAAGUAAUUAGAGCCUGAAAUAGGUCAAUAAUUCAUAACAUAGAUUUUAAUUCAUUAUUAUGUUUGGACAAAUGACAGGUUAAAAAUAAGAUUAUUGGGAAUACAAAAAGGCCCAACUCAUAAGUGUUAAAAAUUAAUAUUUAAUUAUUUUUUCUCUCUAGAUCAAGUUAAGAACUAUCAGUCGGUUUUCGUCAUUUUUUCAUGUUUGUUUUAUGCCUUUUUUGUCAAAAAUAUAUAUUUUUUUAUAUGGCAAACACAAAAUAUGCAAUAUUUUCCCCUCAAAAUAUUUCAAAGUGAAAUAUUUGUCAAGUAAGUGGAAUAUUUGAUGUGAAGUAAUGAAAUAGGUCAUUAAUUCAUGACAUAGAUUUUAAUUCAUUAUUAUGUUUUGACAAAUGACAAGUUAAAAAUAAAAUCCCACUAAUAUUAUUGGGAAUACUGCGAUGAGGUGGUGACUUGUCCAUGGUGUACCCCGCCUUCCGCCUGUGUGCAGCUGGGAUAGGCUCCAGCACCCCCCGCAACCCCAUAAGGGACAACAGGUAGAAAAUUAAUGGAUGGAUUAUUGGGAAUACAAAAAGACCCAACUAAUAAAAGUGUUAAAAAUAAUUCUAGAUCAAGUUGAGAACUAUCAGUCGGUUUUCAUUAUUUUUUUCAUGUUUGUUUUAUGCCUUUUUUGUCAAAAAUAACUGUUUUUUUUAAAUGACAAACACAAAAUGUGCAAUAUUUUCCCCUCGAAAUAUUUCAAAGUGAAAUAUUUGAUGUCAAGUAAGUGGAAUAAUUCAUAACGUAGAUUUUAAUAGGCUCCAGCACCCUCCACAACUCAAUAAGGGACAAGCGGUACAAAAUGGAUGGAUGGAUUAUUGGGAAUACAAAAAGGCCCAACUCAUAAAAGUGUUAAAAAUAAAUAAUUCUAGAUCAAGUUGAGAACUAUCAGGUCGGUUUUCGUUAUUUUUUCAUGUUUGUUUUAUGCCUUUUUUGUCAAAAAUAACAGUUUUUUUUAUAUGGCAAACACAAAAUAUGCAAUAUUUUCACCUCGGAAUAUUUCUAAAAGUGAAAUAUUUGUCAAGUAAGUGGAAUAUUUGAUGUGAAGUAAUUAGAGCCUGAAAUAGGUCAAUAAUUCAUAACAUAGAUUUUAAUUCAUUAUUAUGUUUUGACAAAUGACAAGAUAAAAAUAAAAUCCCACUAAAAUUAUUGGGAAUACUGCGAUGAGGUGGCAACUUGUCCAGGGUGUACCCCGCCUUCCGCCCGUGUGCAGCUGGGAUAGGCUCCAGCACCCCCUGCAACCUCAUAAGGGACAAGCGGUAGAAAAUGGAUGGAUGGAUUAUUGGGAAUACAAAAAGGCCCAGCUCAUAAAAGUGUUAAAAAUUAAUAUUUCUAGAUUAAGUUGAGAACUAUCAAGUCGGUUUUCGUUAUUUUUUCAUGUUUGUUUUAUGCCUUUUUUGUCAAAAAUAACUUUUUUUGUAUAUGGCAAACACAAAAUAUGCAAUAUUUUCACCUCGAAAUAUUUGUCAAGUGGAAUAUUUGAUGUGAAGUAAUUAGAGCCUGAAAUAGGUCAAUAAUUCAUGACAUAGAUUUUUAAUUCAUUAUUAGGUUUUGACAAAUUAAAAAUGUUAAAAAUAAAAUCCCACUAAAAUUAUUGGGAAUACGGCGAUGAGGUGGUGACUUGUCCAUGGUGUACCCCGCCUUCCGCCUGUGUGCAGCUGGGAUAGGCACCAGCACCCCCCGCAACCCCAAAAGGGACAACAGGGAGAAAAUUAAUUGAUGGAUUAUUGGGAAUACGAAAAGACCCAACUAAUAAAAGUGUUAAUAAUAAAUAAUUCUAGAUCAAGUUGAGAACUAUCAGUCGUUUUUCAUUAUUUUUUUCAUGUUUGUUUUAUGCCUUUUUUGCCAAAAAUAACUGUUUUUUUGUAUAUGACAAACACAAAAUGUGCAAUAUUUUCCCCUCGAAAUAUUUCAAAGUGAAAUAUUUGAUGUCAAGUAAGUGGAAUAAUUCAUAACGUAGAUUUUAAUAGGCUCCUGCAACCCCAUAAGGGACAAGCGGUACAAAAUGGAUGGAUAGAUUAUUGGGAAUACAAAAAGGCCCAACUCAUAAAAGUGUUAAAAAUAAAUAUUUCUAGAUUAAGUUGAGAACUAUCAAGUCGGUUUUCGUUAUUUUUUCAUUUUUAAAUGGCAAACAUAAAAUAUGCAAUAUCUUCCCCUCGAAAUAUUUCAAAGUGAAAUAUUUGAUGUGAAGUAAUUAGAGCCUGAAAUAGGUCAAUAAUUCAUAACGUAGAUUUUUAGUUCAUUAUGUUUGGACAAAUGACAGGUUAAAAUAAAAUUAUUGGGAAUGCAAAAAGGCCCAACUCAUAAAAGUGUUAUGUAUUUUUUCUCUCUAGAUCAAGUUGAGAACUAUCAGUCGGUUUUCGUUAUUUUUUCAUGUUUGUUUUUCACCAUUUUUGUCAAAAAAUUACUUUUUAAUUUUUAUAUGGCAAACACAAAAUAUGCAAUAUUUUCCCCUUAAAAUAUUUCAAGGUGAAACAUUUGAUGUCAAGUAGGGAUGUCCGAUAAUGGCUUUUUGCCGAUAUCCGAUAUUCCGAUAUUGUCCAACUCUUUAAUUACCGAUACCGAUAUCAACCGAUACCGAUAUCAACCGAUAUAUGCAGUCGUGGAAUUAACACAUUAUUAUGCCUAAUUUGGACAACCAGGUAUGGUGAAGAUAAGGUACUUUUUAAAAAAAAUAAUAAAAUAAGAUAACUAAAUUAAAAACAUUUUCUUGAAUAAAAAAGAAAGUAAAACAAAAUAAAAACAGUUACAUAGAAACUAGCAAUUAAUGAAAAUGAGUAAAAUUAACUGUUAAAGGUUAGUACUAUUAGUGGACCAGCAGCACGCACAAUCAUGUGUGCUUACGGACUGUAUACCUUGCAGACUGUAUUGAUAUAUAUUGAUAUAUAAUGUAGGAACCAGAAUAUUGAUAACAGAAAGAAAUGGGGGGAGGGAGGUUUUUUGGGUUGGUGCACUAAUUGUAAGUGUAUCUUGUGUUUUUAUGUUGAUUUAAUAAAAAAAACAAAAAAAACGAUACAGAUAAUAAAAAAACCGAUACCGAUAAUUUCCGAUAUUACAUUUUAACGCAUUUAUCGGCCGAUAUUAUCGGACAUCCCUAAUGUCAAGUAAUUGGAACUUUGAAGAUGUCAAUCAUUCAUAACAACAUUGAUUUUGAUUCCAUAUUCUUUUUAGCAAUGACUGCUAUAAAGACAACAGCCUUGUGUUAUUAGAGUCAACAUUUGCAACUUUUUCUCGAAACAUUUCACCUUUUUGCUCUUUUAUUUAUAUAUUAUUUUUAGACUGUGCCGUGGGCCCUUAAAAAAAGGAGCUGCCAGCCACACUUUGGACACCCCUGUUAUAAACACUGAUAAAAAAAACAAAGCAUGUUCCAAUGUUCAACUUGAGAGGGGAUAUAGAAGCUGUUCUCUCCCGUUACCUUCUGUCUGAUAUGGCGUGUAAAGCCGCUGGACAAGUACCGGUAAGUAAAAAAAAAAAAAAAAAAAAUCAUAUUUCAUCCCUAUUCUAUUUUUGCUGAAUACAUUUGUAUUUCAACAAUGUCCUGUUACUGUAUUUCUCUAUCAUUUGAUUCUAAAUGGCACUUUUGACAAUCAGUAUUCUAUCCUACAGUUUUAUUCUUGUUCAUUUUCACUGGAAUGUUUAAGCUUUGCCACUGGUGAAGAGCAAUAAACGUCUACACGUUCCGCUUCA
Entelurus aequoreus (snake pipefish) is the source of this 7508-nucleotide messenger RNA. RefSeq names its product E3 ubiquitin-protein ligase RNF31-like. The coding region runs from base 260 to 3430 and encodes 1056 amino acids. The record is from RefSeq and is a predicted model, not a curated record. The transcript is spliced from 24 exons. Gene Ontology annotation, cellular component: LUBAC complex. Gene Ontology annotation, molecular function: linear polyubiquitin binding; K63-linked polyubiquitin modification-dependent protein binding; K48-linked polyubiquitin modification-dependent protein binding. Gene Ontology annotation, biological process: protein linear polyubiquitination. NCBI's taxonomy places the organism in Eukaryota, Metazoa, Chordata, Actinopteri, Syngnathiformes, Syngnathidae.